AAUACAAGAAUGGCCGUGAAGCUCAUUUACCUCUUUCUCUUCGUUUACAUUGCUCUUCUAAUUUCAGAGGGGAAUGCUACUAAAGCGGGUAUGGCCACUAAGGAAGCCACCGAGAGAGGACGGGAUGGGAAGAAUGGUCGGACCGAAUGGCUAUACGUAGCAGGAGAAUGUGCAAAAUUACCACGUUGCAACAAAUAUUGUGUUUCCAACGGAUUUCGUCUUGGUGGGUUUUGUAAGAAAUUGUCUCCUCAAUCUUCUUCUCUUUCUUGUGUUUGUAAAUAUACCUAAAUUUCAGCAAGUUUUACCAAUAAGUUUCCUUUUGUUGUUGUUGUUGUUGUUGUUGUUGUUGGGAGAGAUAAUUAAGUGUUGCUGAGAAGUUAAGUCUAGGUGGUCC
Messenger RNA from Eutrema salsugineum, 394 nucleotides. Its product is annotated as defensin-like protein 37. The transcript has 2 exons. Bases 10 to 288 code for a protein of 92 amino acids. The record is from RefSeq and is a predicted model, not a curated record. NCBI's taxonomy places the organism in Eukaryota, Viridiplantae, Streptophyta, Magnoliopsida, Brassicales, Brassicaceae.